CUCUCCUGUUAUCAGAGUUUAAUAAGAAUGGACGUAGGUGAGGAGACUUUACAAUUUGGUCGGAUCCUACUUCCAAACUACUAGAACAGAUCCCUACAUGGUCCCUAAUGCAGACUGAUAAGGCGCUAGGAACUUUUACCAGGCAUGUAGCAAGAGAGAGGUCUGUAAGAAGGUUCAUGCAGUGUACUUGCGGCCCAAGACUGUUGACGUUGUAUACAGUAGUAGCCUCUCUACUGUCGUUUGGGCUGAGUCUUGUCAGGCAGGAAAGCACCUUGCUGUCCUCUCACAGCCUGUCUUCAUCGCUGACCAGUGCCCACUGUUCAGCAGCUUUCAUAUUUGCCGUGCAUCACCUCAUUUGCAGCUGUCGUUCUCCAUUGUCACGUUGGACGUGUUUAUUACGUUGUCCUCGUGUGGUCAGCAGCCUCCUUUCUAGUUGACUGCCACCAUGUUGUAUGUGUUUCUUGUUGAGUUAGGCCAGAUGCUAACCAUUGAUACUUGCUACACCACUGAGACGGUCUCUGUCCUCAAGUCUCAUGUUGCCAGGUUAUGUAGAAUUGCUCCAGACAAACAGGUGAUGUUGGUCAGUGGUGGAAUUAGUUUGGACAAUAGCUGUCGUGUUGGGCACUACUGUGCUGGAACUGACACUAACCCAAUCUUUGUAUUCAGUAAAGUAACCAUUGAAGCUAAUAUACCACCAUCUCCCUGUAUCAACUAUGGCACAGACAAAGUCCUUACAGAUGCCAUCAGUGAAGUUGUACUUCUACCAGCCACUCAUGAGACAGUUUCAGAUGCUUACAAACUGGCUAAGGAAACAGUUGAAUGUGAUAAGAGUCGUAUGGAAGCCAGUGAACGUCUGAUACAUGACCAGCACUUGCAGCAGCAAGGAUGGGCAGCGGCUAUCGCCAAUCUUGAUGACCAUCUGGCGUCUUUCAAUAGAAGAGUGGAAAAAUUCCAAAGUACCUGUAAUAUAUUUCUAAAGACACAAGAAGAAUCCCUUGAAAUGUUAUCAAAUGUUCCAGGGAUUUUAAGACUUCUUGGCCGUAUUCCACUGUUAAACAGUCUUCAGACGUUAGUGUCCAGUCCUCUCUCACAAACUAAUCCUGUUGAACCUGCUAUGCUUGAAGAUGUUAGUGAUAGUGGUGGUCAUCGUUCACCUUCCUUGCUAGACUGGAUAUAUCAACAGGACCCUCGCAGCAGUUUAGAAGAUAUGGUUGAGCAGUGUAGAGUGAUUUCUGAACAGAUAAGUCAGAAGAAUGUGGAGAAGUUAAUGCAGGAGAUUGAUGAUAUGCUCAAAUUUAUUGACCGUCCUGACAUGAAGGAGGUGAAAGGUCUGGAGAAUCGCCUCUACCAGUUGGACCACUUGAUAACCAACACUCGUACCAUAAUGGAUAAACAGACCAAGUUCUAUCAGAAAUUUUCCAGCCAGUUAGAAACGACCAGCAGAAUGGACUGUGAGUGCCUGUCGGAGUACUGGAAGAACCACAAGAAGGAUCUGAUGGAUCUCUCCGAGGGACACAAUCAAAUUAAAAUAUUCAGGAAGAGAUGCUGCAAGGCCAAAGAAGAACUCAGCAAGAACCUUCAUGUUCGCCUUCAAUGGGUCAUGUAUGUGGAGCAGCUGAUUAUGGAGAAAGAGAGGAAGAUAAAGAUUGAGUCUGAAAAGAUCAAAAGACAACGCAAACAUCUGAAGAUUUUACAGCAAGUGCAUGAUUCAGCCAAGAUGUACAUUAAUGCUUUGGUGGAGAUAAUACGUCGCAAGAACUAUUCCACACAAUUCCUAACUUGGGCCAGAAAUGUUGCCGCUACAUCACAUUCUCUGUAUAUAGGUGAACUUCAAGACAGACAGAAUUUCUCAGAAACAUUUAAUAAACAUUUCAUUCAGUCCCUGUUCCAUGGCUUACAUGAUGAACCAUCAAAGUUUGCUACAACCCCUCCACGUACUUUCGAUCACAACAUCCCAGAGAUUACAAGUGAUGACAUUGAAAAACUGAAAACAGCUGUUCCAGAAUUAGCUAGUUCACUCAUAAUGCCUCCAAAGAAAAAUCUUUAUAAUCAACUUUGUGUGAAUGUCAGUAAGCAAGUGUUUCAAGAUCUUCGUAACAUUUCUCCGGAGUUGGUUGAAGAUAGGUUAUCCUUAAAGCUGACCAACAAAGAAGAGCAGAAGGAAGAAGCCAGCCAGUCAGUAUCUGCCAUUGAUGCUGCUACUGCUACAUCUCAGAACAUCUGUCCAUUUACUAUUGUCAACUCACCACAUACUCAGAGUAAUGACAGUUAUUGCCAAACCCCCCCUGUUGAUUUUGGCACGCAUUCAUCUGAUGCAGCAGCUGUUGCCAUUGAUGAAGAUUUUUGCAUAGAUAAAGAGGAUUUAAUGAUGAAAUCUGGAUCUCCUGCUAAACAGGUUGGUGAUGCACAAGCGGGAACCAGUGACAGCUACCGUCUCUCCUGUGACACCGAUGCAGUCAAUCAGAGCGUUGAACAGAGCAGUGAGAGUGUUUCAAGUCGAAGACAUCACUGGAAAGGUCAUCUGGCAUCAGACACCUCUCCUGAAGUGGAAACUUCACAGGAAUUCACAACAGCUGAUUUUUACUUUGAUGAAUCUAUGCCGUCAUCUAUUGAAGCUCCGUUACAUAAGGGAAUACCAAAGGAAGACCUACAGAAGAUGCUGCAGGAGAAGUGUGAACUGUCGGAGAAACUCUCUCGAGAACUGCAAGCCUGUCGUGCCAGCUUUGGUGUCACGUUAGACAAACUGAAGGCUCUUAAAAACACCACGGAACGCAGCCUGCCAGAGUUCCGCGAACAACUGUGUGAACUACAUGAACUGAUGCGGCAAAAUCAAAUUGAUUUUAUAAGAAAUGCAAGUCAUGUCGAGGAAAACCUCAUGGACGCUAUCCGUAUGUUCAAUGAAAAUAAAGAUAAAGAGCGUGCUGAUAAUUUCUUGGCUUUCCAGAAAGAACACGAAAUUGCACUCCAGAUGAUGACUGAAAAAUUGGGUAAGGCCAAUGAACAGAUUAAGGAGAUGGAACAAGAAAACAGUGCUCUUGAAGAGGAGCUGAGGCAGAAUAAAAACCAGUGUGAGUUGCUUAGUCAAAAGAUAAGUUUCCUGGAAGAUGAGAAAGAGAAAAGUUUAAAGCAGUUAAGUGAUAAAUGUCAGAAGGAGAUGGAGGUGGGGCUUGAUAAGCAACGCAGUGAGUAUGAAGGUCUCCUUGCACAGAAAAAUGAGGAAAUGUCGCAGGUAUCAAAUAAUCUGGAAUGUGCACAGUGCAGGGUGGAUCAGUUAAUGCAAGAUAUAUCUAACAUGUCUGACACUUUCUCUGAGACAAACAAGAAAGAGAAAGCUGAGCUGAUUGAGAAACUAGAAAGCAGUUUCAUGUCUGAGAAAAUGCAAGCUGUUGAGGAAGCAAAGCAGCUGCUGAUUAAAGAACAUACCGCUUCCUUAGAAUCCCUGAAAUUGGAUUAUGCAAACUUAGAUGAGGAAUAUAAGUCGAUGCAAUCCAAGUUAAAUGCGGAGAAAGAGCAGGCAUUACAUUCACUACAUUGUGAACUGUCCACCACUCUUAAUGCUGCCAUGUCUGAGCUGAACCAAAAUCUCACUUCCAAACUGACUGAGUGUGAGGCCAACUUAAAACAGACUCAAGCUGAGCUGCUAGAAUACAGGCAGCUUGCUGCUCGGCCAAAACAGUGUGAUGGUCAGUGUCAGACUUCCGAAUCUGUGAUAAGUGUAGCUGAUUUUGAGCAAAAACUCAGGGAAUCCACUAGUGACUAUGGUACCAAACUUGAAGCUGAGAAAACGGCAAGGCAAGAAGAGUCUUUAAGGCACCAGCAAGAGUUAAAGCAACUUCGAGCCAGUUUGGAGGCAGAAUAUGAAGAGAAGCUCAAUGUUCAGAGGAAGUCUUUAAUAGCAGAGAAACAGGUUAUCUUCAACCAAGCCCUAGCCAAACUCACUACUGAGAAGGACCAGACAAACAAGGAACUCCAACAACAGAUUGAAGAAUUGACUGCAAAUAUAAAUGAUCUCAAACAGGAGGAGGAAGUGUCCAAACAAAACAAUGAGGAAAUCAUUAAAGAACUCGCAGAAAAAUUAGAGGAGAAGACAAGCAAUGAAGACAGACUGGAAAAUGAACUAAAAUCAGCCAUUGCUAAGGUGGCUGCCACAGAAAGCAGUAAUAGGAGGGUUUCAUCUGAGGAGAACGCUGAUGAAGGAUAUGAAGAAGAAUCUGUUGAUAAACUGAAAGCUUUGAAGAAGACAAUCCGAAGUAAAGAUGAAAGAAUAGAAAAACUGCAGUCAAAAGUGAUGGAGUUAUCCAUGAGUGCCAGUGUUUUUGACCAAGAUAAAGUUUCCAUCACAAGUUUCCAGUCUGGAGACCUGGUGCUGCUCUGUCUGGAUGAGGAACAUGGACAUUAUGUAGUAUUUACUGUAGGGAACACUUUACAUUUCCUACACACAGACUGUCUUGACAACCUAGGGUUGCGAUCACGUAUGAGUACACCCCGUGAACCCUGGGUGUUGGGAAUUAUCACAGACAAGGAAUACUGCAUUGCUAAAAAAUACCAGAAUCGGUAUCGUGUACCAAUGGGCACCAAAUUUUACCGUGUACGAGCUAAACCCUGGCCAAAGGACCCACGGCUGACCAGAGAAAAUAGUGGACAAGUUCCGUCAGUGCUUGGCUCUGUGGGCAGCAGUCCUCCCGCUUCAUUAAGCAGCACCACCACUACCACCACCAGUGGCAGCACAGCCUCCUGAAAGAAACUGCUUUGUCUUUUCCUUGCUGAGGAUGAGACUAAUCCUUUCCAAGAGAUUCCAUGAAAACAAUGCAGCAGGUUCCUCAUGCUAGGGGUACCUUUUAUUUUGUGGUUGCUCUACCACUGCCUCUUCUUGUCUAUCUUUCUUUCUCUCUCUCUCUCUCUCACACACACACACCUGCUGCAAUGUAGUGUUGCCUGUUAUCCGCUGGUCAGUGACUUGUGCAGUGGUUAUUUUAAUUGUUGUACAGAUUUACAUAUAGUUAUUCUUAAGCUGAAAAUAAUAAAUAAAAUCAAUACAAUACACUUUGA
This is a messenger RNA of Octopus bimaculoides (California two-spot octopus), 5049 nucleotides long. RefSeq names its product RB1-inducible coiled-coil protein 1. Gene Ontology annotation, cellular component: Atg1/ULK1 kinase complex; phagophore assembly site membrane. Gene Ontology annotation, molecular function: molecular adaptor activity; protein kinase binding. Lineage: Eukaryota; Metazoa; Mollusca; Cephalopoda; Octopoda; Octopodidae. Gene Ontology annotation, biological process: positive regulation of protein phosphorylation; autophagy of mitochondrion; ribophagy. The record is from RefSeq and is a predicted model, not a curated record.